AUGGCUGCCACAGGCAUUUUUCCCUGUGCCCAUUUGCAACACAGCACCCAGGGACUCGGGAAAACCUGGAACAGAGGACAGAGGCUCACACACAGGGAAAACCAGAUCUGGGUGAGUGAAUUCAUUCUGCUGGGGCUGUCCAGUGACUGACACACACAUGUCUUACUCUUUAUCCUUUUCCUGGCCAUGUAUCUGGUGACUGUGCUGGGGAACUUCCUCAUCAUCUUCCUUAUCAGACUGGACAUCAGGCUUCACACCCCCAUGUAUUUUUUCCUCACUGUCCUAUCAUUUGUGGACAUCUGCUAUACCAACAGCACUGUCCCACAGAUGCUUAGCCACUUCCUGUCAGCGUGGAAGUCCAUCCCAUUUCACAACUGUGUAUUUCAGCUGUUUGUCUCCCUGGCACUGGGAGGAUCUGAGUUCUUGCUGCUGGGAGCCAUGGCCUAUGACUGCUAUGUGGCGGUGUGUCACCCCCUGCACUACACAGUCAUCAUGUAUGGAGGACUGUGCUUGGGGCUGGCUGCUGGCUGCUUGGUGGCUGGUGUCACAAAUUCACUGAUGCAGGCAAUCAUCACCUUCCAGUUGCCCUUGUGUUGUAAUGUUAUUAAUCACUUUGCCUGUGAGAUGUUGGCUGUGGUGAGACUAACCUGUGUGGAUAUCUUCUUCAACAAGGUCAUGGUGGCCAUCUCUGGCUUUCUGGUGGUAAUGCUCCCCUGCUUUCUGGUCCUGUUCUCCUAUGGCCGUAUUGUUGCUGCCAUUGUGUGCAUUCACUCUGCCCAGGGAUGCCACAAAGCCUUCAGGACCUGCACCUCCCAUCUCACUGUUGUUACUGUGUGCUUUGGAACGGCCAUCUUCACAUACGUGAGACCUGCAGCUGGCUCCUCAGCAGAGCAGGAGAAGAUGGUGGCCCUCUUCUGUGCUGUCGUGACCCCAAUGCUGAAUCCCUUAAACUACAGCUUGAGGAACAAGGAGGUGAUGAGUGCUCUACAAAGAAUGCUGGGAAAAUUUUCAGAAGAAAGGUAA
Molecule: messenger RNA, 1023 nt
Organism: Choloepus didactylus (southern two-toed sloth)
Lineage: Eukaryota; Metazoa; Chordata; Mammalia; Pilosa; Megalonychidae
Product: olfactory receptor-like protein OLF3
Exons: 2
Biological process (GO): G protein-coupled receptor signaling pathway
Cellular component (GO): membrane
Molecular function (GO): olfactory receptor activity; G protein-coupled receptor activity
Source: RefSeq, a predicted model, not a curated record